Phytomonas sp. Hart1 is the source of this 624-nucleotide messenger RNA. NCBI's taxonomy places the organism in Eukaryota, Euglenozoa, Kinetoplastea, Trypanosomatida, Trypanosomatidae. The record is from the annotation of a GenBank genome assembly.
AUGACAAGCUCGAGUACGGUCACGGAGCAGGAGAUGCGGAACCCUUCCAACCACCCCUUCAGCCAUAGCAAGUUUUUCACCUUCGAUGAGGAUGUUCGGAUUUAUCGUAUGCUGCGAGGGGGGGCCACAGUCCGGCAGGUCGCCCGUACGCUAGGGAAGCCCGCCACCUUCAUUGAGCGUCGUCUGAACAACGCACAGUUUAAGCUUCGGAUUCAGUGGGUCCUCCGGCGUGCGAAACGGGAAGAGAAUUCGGAGAAGAAGCAUAGCAAAGAUUAUCGCGCGAGGCCGGGGCCGACGGGUUCCGCACCAGUUGUCGAAAACUUCCACGAACGACUCCUAAGGCGCUCCCCCUACGACAAAACCUCUCAUGAUUUCUCCGCUGCUGUCGAGGAUUCACCACGGAGAAGACAAGAAUGGGAAGAAACCCCUCCUUCUUGGCGGAAGCCUCGCUAUUUCGAGCAGCUAUCCAUGGCGGAAAAGUUUGAUCAGGUCACACGUUCUCCCAACGAUAAUAGUUCCACAGAUCCUUAUUCGCCUUCUAUUCCUUCGCGUCCAGUAGCAUCGAAGGUUGGGCAAUCGUAUGCAAAUUAUAGCCGACUUAAUACAGCCAUGCAAAGAAGGUAA